AUGACAAGCGACGGUCAAGAUCCAGAGACCGCAGCUCGUGGCACGCUCGCUCUGUUGGAAACCCGUCUCCAUCGAUUGGAGUUCCUCCUUAGCGGCGCCAGUCAUGAUGAUGGGAUCCCACCUCCGACCACAAUACCAUCUUCUGGCAGCGAAACAUUGUGGGCCAGAUUGGACGCUCUCGAUGCCGCUCUCGCUAAGCUGAAAAAGCUUACGGGUACACCUGGGUCAGUUGUACGGGAUAUUGAGCGACUAUCAUCACUGCAUCCUGAUUUAUUUGCUGUGACAGCCAGUACAACCCCCAAGGCGGAGGACACCAGUACGCUUGCCUCGAUCGUCCUCGCUCACGCCACCAUAUAUCCCGAAACCGCAUCCAGGUUGUCCUCUCUGCAAACUUUGCAAAUCCCACCCGCAGAUCAGAGUUCGAAGCUGGUAUCACUGGCGCCUAGACUUGAAAAACUCCGGCAAGAGGAGGAUCGUAUUCAAGAAGAAGUCCGAGAGUUACGAGAACGCAGUGCUAGAUGCCUAGAAUGGUGGGUCAAGGUUGGAGUGGUCGGGAUGGGAGACAUGUGGGAAGAUUGGGAGAGACGAACUGCCGAGAUGGAGAGGAACAUCAUCCGUCGGGAGCGACGCGCAAAGGAACAACAAGGCUACUUGUGA
This is a messenger RNA of Fonsecaea multimorphosa CBS 102226, 657 nucleotides long. RefSeq lists its product as uncharacterized. The transcript is spliced from 2 exons. The coding region runs from base 1 to 657 and encodes 218 amino acids. NCBI's taxonomy places the organism in Eukaryota, Fungi, Ascomycota, Eurotiomycetes, Chaetothyriales, Herpotrichiellaceae. The record is from RefSeq and is a predicted model, not a curated record.